Molecule: messenger RNA, 1145 nt
Organism: Fukomys damarensis (Damara mole-rat)
Lineage: Eukaryota; Metazoa; Chordata; Mammalia; Rodentia; Bathyergidae
Gene: CUNH17orf107
Product: chromosome unknown C17orf107 homolog
Exons: 3
Coding region: 223-906 (227 amino acids)
Source: RefSeq, a predicted model, not a curated record
AAUGACGCAAUUCAUGACUAUGAGUGUGGCGACCACCAUGACGAAAAGGAGAUACCUGAGAAGUCCGGGGUGUGUGACUUCACAGCAUCCCAGCUUCUCUGGCAUCACCAUCUCCCUCCCCACUCCCUCAAGCUGGUCCUCUGACCUCACAAACACCUCUUGGUGAGGGGCUGCUAGGCCAGUGUCUUCCCCGACCCUUCCCUCCCACCUUCUGCAGCGGCCAUGAAAGGGACCCCCAGCUCCCUGGACACCCUGCUGUGGGUCUACCACUAUCACAGCUCCACCGAGGUGGCUCUCCAGCCCCCGAUUCUAUCUUCCCUGGAACUGGCAGUGGCUGCAGCCCAUGAAUAUCUGGAGCAGAGGUUCAGAGAGCUGAAGUCCCUGGAGCCGCAGGAGCCCGAGGAGCCCACCCUGGGGCUGGUGCUAAGAGAAGCCAUGACCAGCAUCAUGAGCUUCGGAGUCACCUUGUUAGAGAUAUCAGCCCUUUGGCUGCAACAGGAAACACGAGGACUGCACAGCAGCGACAGCAGCCCAGGGCGAGCUGCAGAUGCCGGAGAUCCGGGUGGGGCACUGGCCCGGGUAGCUCAGGCUGCCGGACAUGGGGCUCUGCAAGCUGGGGCUGCGGUGGGCUGGAGCGCCCGGCUCCUGGUCCAGGGGCUGUGGCUGUGUGGACGGGGUCUGCAGGGGUCUGCUUCAUUCCUGCAACAGUGGCCGCGCCAGCUGGGCCUCGGAAUCCCCGGGGAGCCAGUGAGUUUGGAGUGGGGGGCAUGUCCUUUGGGUGCCAGAGAUGGGGCUGAGGAGACGCCGAGCCAGACUGUCCCCCAACAGAGACACUCGGGAGACCUCAAGGUGACGUCCAGCAGCAGUGAGGAGGACAAGAAACCAGAGCAUCCAUCACCACCCUAGCUCCACCGCAUGUCCAAAUAAAGUCCAGAGGGGUCAGAACAGCCAGUUUCUCCUAGUCACUGGGUUUAGGCCUCACCCCUCCCAGUCGGGCCGCGUUCCCGCCCCAGUCCCCUGGCCCCGCCCCCACGCGGGUGACCUCAAGACCCACUCUGUCCUUACUUGCCCAGCAGUGGCACGCUCAGAGAUGUCUCUGGGAUUUUCUGAGCAAUUAGGAACAAGAAGACAGUCUGGGCGAGCAG